CAGCUCCCGGCGUGCCUGAGCGGAGCCGGAAGCGGCGCGAUGGCGGCAGGUGAGGGGCCCGCACCGGCCGGCUCGGGCCCGGCGGGUUGACGGGCCCCGUUCUGCGCCCGCAGGUCGCUAUCGCCGCCGCCAUGGCGCUGAUCGAGGGCGUUGGCGAUGAGGUGACUGUGCUCUUCGCUUUGCUGCUGGUCGCCGUGGUGCUGGGGCUGGCCUGGGCCUCCACUCGCGCCCCCGAGCCCGCCGCCACGCCCCGCGACGCCGCUGCGCUGCCCGAGGAGGGACCGAGCACUGCACCGGCACCCGCAGAGCAUAAGGCCUCGCCGGCAGCAGCGGCCGCAUCUGCAGCCGGAGCAGUCCCCGAUGAGGCGAGCGGGUUGGCGGCGGGGCUGCGGUCCCAGGCAGGACCCGCACCGGCGCAGGGCCCCUUCGGGGAAGGGGACGGGGACGGUGACCCCGCCGAGCCCACCAUGGUGCUGCGGCUGAAGUUCCUCAACGACACGGAGCGGCUGGCCCGUGUGCGCCCCAGUGACACCGUCGGGGCCCUGAAGAGGGCUCAUUUUCCCGGGCAGGAGCAGCAAGUGCGACUUAUCUACCAGGGCCAGCUGCUGCGCGACGACAGUCAGAGCCUGGCCGCGCUUCACCUCGCUCCCAACAGCGUCCUGCACUGCCACAUCUCCCCGCACAGCCCAGGCCCCGCGCCCGCCGGCCCCCACGCCUCUGCCGACCCCGUGCACGCCGCCCUCAACGUGGGCAGCCUGAUGCUGCCGCUCUUCGUGCUGCUGCUGGCUGUGCUCUGGUACUUCCAGCUCCAAUACCGCCAUGUCUUCACUGCCACUGCCACCACGUUCCUGGCCGGUCUCACCCUCCUCUUCAGCUUUAUGGCCUUCACCAUGUACCGCAGAUAGCACGGCCCCGCGCCUGCUCCUGGCGGGAGCUGGCCACCGCACUUGAACACGGGAGGGGACCGGCAGCCUGCCCGCACGCCAUGUGUCAUGCUUCGGGAACGGGCAGUGCUGCCACCGGAGCCAAGGCUGCUGCGGGAGACAGCGCUGUGCUACCUCGUCCCGCUGAGGACGUGUGGGAUGUCCCGGUGCCCUCCCAACCCUGCACAGAGCCUCUGUCCAGUCCCCGGGCCCACGCGCUGCGGCGGUGCUCGCUGCCCUGCGGCCGGGAGCUGCUGGCGGGGCCGCGGUGCGGGCGGAGGCGCGUUCUGUUUUGAUUAAAGACUGUGAACGGCACCACCGGGUCCUGGCUCACUGCCGGCGGGGCCGCGGUGCGGGCGGAGGCGCGCUCUGUUUCGAUUAAAGACUGUGAACGGCACCACCGGGUCCUGGCUCACUGCGGCGCGGGGUCGCGAUGCGGGGGGCAGCGCGCUCUGUUUCGAUUAAAGACUGUGAACGGCACCACCGGGUCCUGGCUCUCUGCGGCGCGGGGUCGCGAUGCGGGGGGCAGCGCGCUCUGUUUCCAUUAAACACUGAGCGGCACCACCGGGUCCCGGCUCUCUGCGGCGCGGGGCCGGGGGGCGGGGGGCAGCGCGCUCUGUUUCCAUUAAACACUGAGCGGCACCACCGGGUCCCGGCUCUCUGCGGCGCGGGGUCGCGAUGCGGGGGGCAGCGCGCUCUGUUUCCAUUAAACACUGAGCGGCA
This is a messenger RNA of Pogoniulus pusillus (Red-fronted tinkerbird), 1646 nucleotides long. It is a transcript of the gene TMUB1, whose product is annotated as transmembrane and ubiquitin like domain containing 1. Gene Ontology annotation, molecular function: protein binding. The record is from RefSeq and is a predicted model, not a curated record. Bases 132 to 905 code for a protein of 257 amino acids. The transcript is spliced from 2 exons. Lineage: Eukaryota; Metazoa; Chordata; Aves; Piciformes; Lybiidae.